This is a messenger RNA of Poecile atricapillus (Black-capped chickadee), 1290 nucleotides long. RefSeq names its product zinc finger protein 239-like. Bases 251 to 976 code for a protein of 241 amino acids. Gene Ontology annotation, molecular function: RNA polymerase II cis-regulatory region sequence-specific DNA binding; DNA-binding transcription factor activity, RNA polymerase II-specific. Lineage: Eukaryota; Metazoa; Chordata; Aves; Passeriformes; Paridae. Gene Ontology annotation, biological process: regulation of transcription by RNA polymerase II. The transcript has 2 exons. The record is from RefSeq and is a predicted model, not a curated record.
CCGCUCUGCCCAAUCAGCGCGCGCCAGAGCCACGAGUGACGGCAGAAGCAGCCAAUCGCAGCCAGCGGCGGGCUCUGCACACGGCACGGCCUCGCCUGCCUUGGGCUGAGCUCCGCCAUUUCUCGUUAGCCUGGGCUGAGGAGCGGCCCCGGCGCUGGGCCCGGCCCGGGCAGGAGGCCAAGGAAGCGCCGCUGCGCUGAAGCGCCGGGAGCUCGGGAUGCCCGGGAGCUGAGGGCGCUGCGAGCUGGGGAUGGAGGAGGAGGAGGAAAAGCCCUGGAGAUCUCACACAACGAGAGGCUGCAAACCCAGCCCAGGGAGCUGUGAGGAGGAAAGAUCCUCCCUCUGCCGGGAAGGUGGUCGGAGAUCCAGCCGGAGCUCAGAGCAGGGGGUGAAGCCCCACAAGUGUUUGGAAUGUGGGAAAGAUUUCAGCCACAGCUCCAGCCUGCUCCGGCACCAGGUGAUCCACACUAGGGAAAAGCUCUACGAGUGUGGGGAAUGUGGGAAGAGCUUCAGCCAGAGCUCCAACCUGAGGGCACACCAGGUGAUCCACAGUGGGGAAAGACCCUAUGAGUGUGGGAAAUGUGGGAAGAGCUUCAGAGAUACCUCUGACCUGAUGAAACACCAGGUGAUCCACACAGGGGAACGGCCCUACACCUGCUUGGAAUGUGGGAAGAGCUUUGGGUGGAGUUCCAAUCUGAGGAAACACCAGCGCAUCCACACCAGGGAGAGGCCCUACAAGUGUCCCAAGUGCGGGAAGAGUUUUCGGACCAGCUCCCAUGUCCUCCUACAUGAGCGGAUUCACACAGAGGAGAGGCCCUUCCGCUGCCCCGACUGCGGGAAGGGCUUCAAGCACAGUUCCCACCUCACCGUCCACCGGCGCAUCCACAGUGGGGAGAGGCCCUACGAGUGUCCCCAGUGUGGGAAGAGCUUCUCCAGGGGCUAUCACUUGACCCAACACCAACGGAGGCACCAGUAAGGGAAGCCCUGCGAGUGCCCCGAGUGCGGGAAGAGCUUCGUGCGCUGCUCCAGCUCCAUCCCCCAUGGGAGGAUCGGCGUUGGAUGAUCCCCAGUGACCCCGUUGGGCAGAGCCCUGGUGAUCCGUGCUCCUGGUGAUCCGUGUUGGGAAGACACCUGGCUGGGAGGCUCCACAUCUUCCUGGCUCCCUGUGGGCACCUGGAUGAACACCGGGGCAGGAACAUCCAUUGGGACACAGACCAACAAUGGGAAUUCAUUGUGGGGAGCAGAUUUGUUGACUUUCAAUCCCAGAAAAUCUUUUGCAUUCAAUCCUAU